Messenger RNA from Coffea eugenioides, 4206 nucleotides. RefSeq lists its product as uncharacterized. NCBI's taxonomy places the organism in Eukaryota, Viridiplantae, Streptophyta, Magnoliopsida, Gentianales, Rubiaceae. The record is from RefSeq and is a predicted model, not a curated record. The coding region runs from base 1 to 4206 and encodes 1401 amino acids. The transcript is spliced from 11 exons.
AUGCCGAAACCAAAAACAAAACAGAGAAUAAAAGUAAAGAAUAUUACUGGGAAAAUCAGUUACCUGAAAGAUUUGGAUUCUUCGAUUAGGUUUUCGUUUCCCAAUUACGUUUUGGUUAAGUUCAAGUAUGCUUGUGCCUCCCAGCCUCGUCUCUGCAGCAAAUUGGCGGAUAGCAUUUCGGACUUUUGGUUGGCACUACCUCUAGUACAAGCACUGCUUCCAGCACUUCGUCCAAUUGUCAAUGGCCCAGAUCAAACAGAUGAUUCCUUCUCACAUUGGAAACAACCUUUUGUACAACGUGCCCUGUCAGAGGUUGUGGCAAUGUCAUCUUCAUCAGUUUAUCGUCCUCUUCUUCGUGCUUGUGCAGGCUACUUGGCAUCAUUUUCCCCUUCACAUGCUAAGGCAGCAUGUGUCCUUAUUGAUCUCUGCUCUUGUGUGCUAGCACCAUGGAUGGCUCAAGUGGUUGCGAAGAUUGACUUAGCUGUGGAGCUUGUGGAAGACCUUUUCACUGAAUUACAGGGUGCUCAAGUCUUAUUUGCUCGUGCACGUGCAGCCCUCAAGUAUUUAGUGUUGGCAUUAUCUGGGAAAGUGGAUGAUAUAAUGGCCAAAUACAAGGAUGUGAAGCACCAAAUUCUUUUUCUGGUAGAAAUGCUGGAACCUUUCCUGGAUCCGGCCAUGACUCCAGUGAAGAGUGUGAUAUCAUUUGGAAAUGUCUCUUCUACAUUUCUUGAAAAGCAGGAGCAUAACUGUGCAAUAGCACUGAACGUGAUCCGCGCUGCCACGAGAAAACCUGCUGUGCUUCCAUCCUUAGAAGCUGAGUGGAGGCGAGGAUCAGUUGCUCCCAGUGUACUUCUCUCAAUCUUAGAGCCUCACAUGCAGCUACCUGUGGGUAUUGACCUGCGCAAAUUUCCUGUUAGUGAAUCACCAGAGACACAGUCAUUAACUGUUUCAUCUUAUGUAUCUGUUUCCCAAAAUGGAGGAGCCUCUGCCAAGUCAAACAGUCAAGAUGAUAGUGAUGGAAGGACAGAUAAUUUUGAUAUCACAGGGAAGAUGGAUAUUACUGAGGAGUUAAAUGCUCUUUUUGCCCCAUCAGAAUUGGCUAGUUUGUCUCUCACAAAUGCUUCGUGCAGUGUAGACCUAAAACAGUCAGAUUCCGACUCUUGCAAUGUUAAUAUGGAGGGAAACAAUAUUCCAAAGGAUUCAAACAAGCAAUCACAAGAUAAUGUUCUACCAAAUAACAUUUUUGUGGCAGAAUACUCUAAUUUACAAGCUGAUUAUUUGCAGCUUAUCAACUAUCGAGACUGUGAGUUGAGGGCUUCUGAAUUUAGACGUUUUGCUCUUGAUCUGCAGUCUCAAAGUCCUCUUGCUCCAGAAGGUCAUAAUACUGCCAUAGAUGCUUUGCUCUUGGCAGCAGAGUGUUAUAUUAAUCCUUACUUUAUGAUGCCCUUCAGGAACACUUCUCAGGAUAUUAACAAAGGCAAUGUGAAUAGGAACUCUGAAAGCUAUGGACUGACAGAUGUCAGAAGGGUUCUAGAAAAGAAAGAUACCGAGUUGAAAAUAGUAGAUGGUCUUGAAAGAAAAAGAGAUAAAGCUGUUCUUGAACUCCUGCUUGAGGCAGCAGAGUUGGAUAGAAAGUAUCAGAAAACAGCGUUGGAUGCGGAACUUGAUACUUCACAUAUUGAAGAGCGCGAGGAAGUCAUAAGUUUGGCACCGGAUGGUAUUCUGUUUGCAGAUGCUAUCACCUUAGUGCGGCAGAAUCAAGCACUUUUGUGCAAAUUCUUAAUUCAGAGAUUACAAAGGAACGAGCAGUCUGUGCAUGAGAUUCUCAUGCAAUGUGUUUUGUUUGUGCUGCACUCAGCAACCAAACUGUUCUGUGCCCCUGAGAGUAUAGUUGAUAUAAUACUGAACUCUGCUGAAUUCUUCAAUGGGCUACUGAAAUCAAUUUAUUAUCAGUUCAAAGAAGGAAAUUUGCAGUUGGAUCAGAGCAAGCUGCAUGAGGUACAACGUCGAUGGGUGCUUCUUCGGAGAUUGGUAAUUGCUUCAAGUGGCACCGAUGAGGAAUCAAGUACCUCCAUAAGCGUACAAAAUGGUUUCCGGUUUGCAAACCUUAUUCCACCAUCAGCGUGGCUGCAGAAAGUAUCUGUAUUCUCUUGUUCUGCCUCUCCUCUGGUUAGAUAUCUUGGUUGGAUGGCAGUGUCUCGUAAUGCCAAACAAUAUCUGAAAGACCGCCUUUUCCUUGGUUCAGAUCUGUCCCAGUUGACAUAUUUGAUAUCAAUAUUUUCUGAUGAACUCUCUCUGGUAGACAAUAUUGUUGAUCAGAAAAACGACAAGCAGAAGACUGAAGAAUCAAGAGUUAGGGACACAGGCAAUGAGCAAGUGCUAGGACAUUCCAGUCAAGAAUAUGUGGAUCUAUCAUUUCAUGCUAUAUACCCUGAGAUUAGUCAGUUCUUUCCCGAUCUAAAGAAAGAGUUUGAAGCUUUUGGAGAAUCCAUACUAGAGGCUGUAAGGUUGCAGCUGAGAUCUCUAUCAUCGGCUGUGGUGCCUGAUCUGAUGUGUUGGUUUUCUGACUUGUGUUCAUGGCCUUUUCUAGGACAAGAAAAAGGUCAACUUUAUUCUCAAAAGAAUCCUGAUAAUUUGAAAGGUUUUGUGGCAAAGAAUUCAAAGGCUGUUAUCCUGUUUGUGCUUGAAUCCAUUUUGUCUGAGCAUAUGGAAGCGAUAGUACCAGAAUUACCUAGGUUGGUGCAAGUUCUGGCAUCACUUUGUAGAAGCUAUUACUGUGAUGUGACGUUCCUUGAUUCUAUAUUGCAUUUACUAAAGCCAAUCAUAGCACAUUCUUUACAUAAGGUCUCUAAAGAAGAAAUCCAAUUGAGUGAUGAUUCAUGUUCUAAUUUUGAGUCUCUAUGCUUUGAUGAGCUUCUUGAUGAUAUUAGGCAGAACAAUAAUGAUCAAGGACAUCAAAAAAUCUAUUCCAGGGCAUUAACAAUUUUCGUUUUAGCCACAGUUUUUCCUGAUCUAUCCUUCCACUGCAAAAUGACAAUUUUGAAGUCCUCCCUCUGCUGGGCUGAUUUUGCUUCUUUUGAACUGAAGACUUCAUUUCAUGAUUAUCUUUGUUCCUAUCAGACCCUAAUGGAAAGUUGCAAAAACUUUUUGGUUGGGACAUCCAGAGUCUUGGGUAUCAUUCCUUUUAAGACAUCCCUCUAUUGUGAUGGAAGAGUAUGUGAAUCUCUCGAUGACAGCUCUGAGUCAUGCUCAUGGUUUCUUGGUGAUGUCUGUAACCUUGCUUCUUCGACUGGGGUUCCUGAGAACCUUGAAAAGGAAAAAGAUACUGCUGUUCACGUAAAUGAAAAGGAUUGUAAAUUGACUUCUGAGGAAAUAGUUGAAUUUUCAGAGGAGUUAGAGUGCCUCAUUAAUAAGCUUUUUCCAACGCUAGAUGAAUGCUGCAAGAUUCACCGUAGACUGGCAAAAAGGUUGGCUAUUACUUCGGCAGAGUGCUUUGUGUACUCAAAAUGCUUGUCAAUGUUCAGACAAAGGUUACUUGUGCCCUCGCAAAUUGAUAAGGAAGGUAUUAUGCCAACCAGUGCUGAAUAUGUAUCCAUGGAUGGCUGGAACGUCAGUCUACAAGAAUAUGCACAAAUGAUACUGGUGCUUCAGGAAAAACAUUGCUGGGAAGUUGCAUCUGUGAUGCUUGAUUGUUUACUAGGAGUGCCUGAAUGCUUCAGUUUAGAUGGUGUGAUUGAUAAACUCUGUUCUGCAAUAAUUAGCUUUUCUUCCGGGGCACCAAAUAUUGCCUGGCGGUUGCAGACUGAUAAAUGGCUGUGUUUCUUGCUAAGGAGAGGUACCCACCUUCUUCCCAACUGUGAAACUCCUAUAAACGAUGUGUUUGCUUCCAUGCUUAAGCAUCCUGAACCAGAGCAACGAUUUAUUGCACUUAAACACUUGAGGAAACUUAUGGGUGAAGAUGCAAAUGGUGGAGCAGCUUCUUUAUCUUUAAAGCCAACUGGUGGAGUAGCUUACUCAGACUUGGUUAUUUCUCCUGUGCCAAUAUUAUCAAGUCUGGUUGCUGGUAUGUGGGAUCAGGUGGCUUGCCUGGUGUCAUCUGAUACAUCACUUCUUUUAAGAACCCAUUUUUUGAAUUCAAUGGCGGGUAAUGAAGGUAUGGAAAGUAGAUGGAUGUUUCACCAGCAGAAUUUUGUGGUUUGUCGUUGA